AUGACUCAGCCAAGUGAAUUCGAGAUGUCUCUUUUGAAUGCAAUUAUCCACGGUUAUACCUUGAAUCAAAAAUAUUACAAUUGUUCGGAUCCACGUGGCAUAGAAGGUAUCAAAGUUCAACAAGAUUUGCUUGGCUGGUAUUUCUUGGUGACUGGCGUUGUUUUUGUAGUAAGUUUUUUGUAGAGAACCUUCCAUAUGUUAUUGAUUUGUUAAUUCAGACUCUCUAUAUUCCAUGUGUUAUUUCUGGCCUCAAAUCUGAUUUGAUGAAUACAUCUUGCUAUAAAAUUAUGCUAUGCCUAUCAGUUUUUGAUAUUUUAUCACUUAUCACUAAUUCUAUCGCAACUGGUUUUUUCUGCCUAACAGCCUCUAAUUUCUGUGACUACCCAAAAGCAAUCUUCACUUUUGGUGCAAUGGGAUGUGGUUCCUGGAUGGGUGGAUGCUUAUCCUGCGUUAUGCUAGCAAUCAAUAGAUGUUGCGACCUAAACCCAAAUCUCAAACUUCGUUGGAUCUUUGUAGGCAAACGAACUUAUGUUACGAUUGGUGUUAUUGUGACCUACGGGUUAUAUGCAAUGUUUCUUACCAAACCUAUCAUUUUCACAUCCGAGUAUGUAACCUGGUUUUUUAACCCAAGAGUUAGCACAAAUCCCCUGUGGUAUGUGAAUUUGGCGCAUACCACUAACAAUUGUGUGGUCUCAAUUUGCACCACCUCUCUCUACACUUACCUCUGCAUCCUGUUGAUCCAUAAAUCCCGCCACGCAUCUUCUGAAGCAGUUAGCCGAACUCAACGUCAAGUAUUCUUCCAAUCCGUGAUAAUUUGUUCUUUCAACGCAAUCGCUGCGUAUAUUUACGUUUACAUGCAAUAUUUCUAUUCUCCCCCAAUUAUUAUGCUUAUUGGUCAAUUUGCCUGGCAAUUUAGUAAUGGUAAGUGGAACAGGAUCGACUUUCAAUAACUCAAUUUUGCCGUCAGGCUCUGUGUGCAUCGUCUAUCUCACAAUGAAUCGAACUAUUCGAAAAGGCGUCUACGAGAUGUUGGUUCCAAAAAAGAUCUGUGAGAAAACCCGCGCAACAGUGAACACAGCUACCGUCAAACCACCAACCAAAUCCCGUUCCAACGGAACUGUUUUCUAA
Molecule: messenger RNA, 1128 nt
Organism: Caenorhabditis angaria
Lineage: Eukaryota; Metazoa; Nematoda; Chromadorea; Rhabditida; Rhabditidae
Source: the annotation of a GenBank genome assembly